AAUAAUCGAGACUCGCGUGCGUUCGCACAAAACCACUUCAUAACUGUUUGGCUACACGUUUAAGUUAGUUUACGCGCUGUUCRCUUUUCACUGCUCGCCUACUCAACUCGUAAUAACGGUUUAAGAACAUAUGCACACACACUUUAACAAGUUCGCAUAAGCGCAUGUGUGUGUAUAUGUAGUUGUGCGUAGUCCGCGACAUAUUUGUGCAAUUGGCGUUGACAGCGCUUUUUGUCAGCGCAAGCGUUUGACACCAAACACAUUCGAGACUUAUACACGCUCRGCGAGUGGCACGGCAAUUGGCCAUUCGGCAAAUUAGCUUACGUUCAAAAGCGUUUAAGCACUUGCUGUGACGCGUUCCGUUAAAAGUUGUGAAGUUGCGCCUAAAUUAAGUGGUAAUUUCGUGAAAAGACAAAAAACAAAUAAAAGUGUUUGUGCAAAAUAACAYAAAAUAAUAAAACUACUUACUUUAAAAGUAUAAGAAAAACCGUUAAUUGUUCUAAUAUUCUUCGAAAAUUAGUUGAAACMAUAAUUUUUUUGAAUUAAAACUACUUUUAUUAAAGUUAAACGCGAUUUAUCAACUCCUUCGGUAUAAAUAGUAAGUGCAGUGUUUGUGUGUCCGUGAGUUUACACUAAAUUGGCGCCACAACACCUCACCAUGUCAUCAACACACGAACAUGAGGAUGAGGAGCGAGACGAUGUGGAGGAUGAACAGGAGAUUCACGUUGAUGUGGAUUCGGAUUCACGUAUUUCAUGCGGCAGUGGAUCCGACGUGGAUAUGGAGGGCGGCAGCUGCUAUGAUGAAAUGGAAACGCCGCUAAGUGAAUCCGUGCAGUCGGAGCAAACGCGSUCAUCGUCUAGUGAGAAUUUGCCCUUUAGCAUAUCACGCUUGCUGUCGAAGCCCUUCGAAAACAACAACAAACAAAGUCCUGAAAAAGAUAUACAGAGUGAACAUGACUUGGCUGCGUACAAGUUGGCCACCAGCAUAGCAACAUCGACGUAUGGCGGCGCCACCGCACUCUAUACAUAUCCGCAUCUGUAUCCCACCGCAGMUGCGGCUGCCGCUGCCGGACAUGUACUACGCGUACCGCCGCAACGCACACCGCUAACCUGGGCGUUACCGCCGUUGCACCACGCCGCUCUGGCACAUCAGGCGGUCAAGGACAGAUUGGCAGCUGCCUUUCCCAUCACCCGUCGCAUCGGACAUCCAUAUCAAAAUCGCACACCACCAAAGCGGAAAAAGCCCCGCACAUCCUUCACACGCAUACAAGUCGCCGAAUUAGAGAAACGUUUCCACAAGCAAAAAUAUUUAGCCUCCGCCGAGCGAGCGGCACUGGCGCGCGGUCUUAAGAUGACCGAUGCACAAGUGAAGACUUGGUUCCAGAAUCGGCGUACGAAAUGGAGACGUCAAACAGCUGAGGAGCGUGAAGCUGAACGUCAAGCGGCAAAUCGUCUGAUGUUAUCCCUGCAGGCAGAAGCAAUUAGCAAAGGAUUUGCGCCACCACCAGCCGCGCAACUUUCUACACAAGCGGUUAACGGUGCUCCAUUGGCGGCACUGCACGGACUCCAGCCCUGGGCUGAGACACACGCGGCUGGUUGCUAAUCCUCCCCACACUAAGGACAAGCCGGAACCAGAACCGUAUUGGUGCACCAAAUAUCUAAGUGCAGUAAAGUUCAUUUGUGAUAUGCUUUGUAUAUAUAGGAAAAUCUACUACACUAACACAUACAUACAUACUAAAUAUUAUAUAUUAAACACAAGCAAAACGGAAUUAAUCUCAACAAAAAUGGAGUAUUAGCUAUACUGUUUAAUUUAUAAGCGUAAAGAGAAAAAGAAACUUAAUUAUUCUGAAAAAUAAAAUAAAACUAAGCCGAACUUAAGUUGUCACAGAGGAAAACUGAAGUAAAAAACAAAAACAAAAUUGAAAGAGUAAUAACAUUUUUGCAUAGUAGAUGUAGCUAAAACCUUUUUAUUUAUUGUCAGCUGGAGUUAUAGUGU
Bactrocera latifrons is the source of this 1996-nucleotide messenger RNA. It is a transcript of the gene C15, whose product is annotated as T-cell leukemia homeobox protein 3. Gene Ontology annotation, molecular function: RNA polymerase II cis-regulatory region sequence-specific DNA binding; DNA-binding transcription factor activity, RNA polymerase II-specific. Gene Ontology annotation, cellular component: nucleus. The record is from RefSeq and is a predicted model, not a curated record. Bases 659 to 1603 code for a protein of 314 amino acids. The transcript is spliced from 4 exons. Gene Ontology annotation, biological process: animal organ development; regulation of transcription by RNA polymerase II. Lineage: Eukaryota; Metazoa; Arthropoda; Insecta; Diptera; Tephritidae.